Messenger RNA from Suillus clintonianus, 919 nucleotides. RefSeq names its product Alpha/Beta hydrolase protein. The transcript is spliced from 3 exons. The record is from RefSeq and is a predicted model, not a curated record. NCBI's taxonomy places the organism in Eukaryota, Fungi, Basidiomycota, Agaricomycetes, Boletales, Suillaceae. Bases 132 to 887 code for a protein of 251 amino acids.
ACGCGUUUUUCCCGUUUUCGGUUUACUCACACCCUCAGUAUUUUAAGUGAAGACGGAGUCCCUAACCUCUUCGUUCCCAUCGGAUUACCGCUCUCAAGUCUUCCUGAAUACGUCCAAGUCAUCCGAGUACUAUGCACACAUCCAUUUCAGCGUCCCACUGGGGUUCCCCUACCGCUUCCAGACGGGCUCUGCUCAUUCAUGGAUUGACUAUGUCCUCGCAAUCAUGGGAGGGCAUCGCUCAGCUAUUAGUAGCAAAAGGGUUCUUUGUCGUCGCGCCGAAUCUCCUUGGCCAUGCAUGGAGACGGGGCACCAACUAUAGCAUGUCCGCCCUUGCAGAGGACCUCCGGCCAUAUUUCGUCAUGGACACGUCCUACGACGUGAUUAUGGGUCAUUCCCUUGGGGGCAUAGUGACCUUAUCGCUCUUGCCAUUCUUACCCAAGGCGAAAGAAACCACCGUCAUACUUCUCGAUCCCACACUCGAGCUUACAGAGGAGACAUUCGAAAUCCAUAGAAAAUGGUUUGGGAAGGAAGUUACGAAUGUUAGAACUGCCAAUGAGCAUAUGGCCGAGAAUCCUGCUUGGUCUCGAGGUGACAGUGUGUUAAGAGCGCUAGGAGCACACAUGUGUGAUCGCACUGUUGUCGAGCGGAUAUUUGAGCACAACAAGCCUUGGUCUUUCAGUAGCCUAUUGAAACACAUCCCAUCUCACGUGAAGACCACCAUAUUGGCAUCAGAUCCGGCAUUUGGUGCUGUUUGUCAUUUGGAGCAUGUCCCUUGUGACGUGGCAAGGUUGAACACUAAAGUCUUUAUCGGAAUUGGACACUGGAUUCAAUACGAGUGUCUGGAUGUUAUCAUGGAUGAAAUACCCCUACCAAGAGCAAGACUGUGAGCUGUGUAAAGUAAGAGCUUUGCGGCGUAAUU